Messenger RNA from Caenorhabditis remanei, 210 nucleotides. RefSeq lists its product as uncharacterized. The record is from RefSeq and is a predicted model, not a curated record. NCBI's taxonomy places the organism in Eukaryota, Metazoa, Nematoda, Chromadorea, Rhabditida, Rhabditidae. Bases 1 to 210 code for a protein of 69 amino acids. The transcript has a single exon.
AUGAGUUUCCUCUCUCUAUUCUCCCUUCUCUUUCUUACCAUAACCCUGACAAGUGCCCAAUUCUUCUUCCCAUUCGGAAUGGGCGCCAACAGUAACGGCUACAAUUACAACAACUACAAUGGAGGCGGAGCCACGUAUGGUAACGGAUACGGUGUCAAGGAUUCGGAGGGUUACUUCGCAAUGUGCAAAGGAUGGACGUGUCAGAAUUAG